UGUUCCUGUUGCUGUUUGUCGCCUUUCACCAUUCUCCCUUUCCGCCUCCCCCUGUUGACAGCUUGAGCACGCCUUGGCGAUCUGCACGACAUAUGCUCACAGAAAUACGACGAGCGCUUUCCACGCGCAACGCGUACGACCUCGUGGAGGAGGCGGAGGACCAUGCUAUCCGCCGUGCUCCUACAUCCGCCGAAUCAGCGCUACGCCGUGUCCCUGCCUCCGUUCCGCUCACCGCGCACCUCCUUGCACUGGUUGAGUUCGCAGAGCGCGCGUCGUAUUACGGAGUGUCUGGCGUCUUCGCGAACUUUGUGCAGCGGCCUCUACCGCCUGGGAGUCGGACGGGUGCGCCUGCUCCGGGAAGCGAUACACCGCCAGGGGCGCUUGGGAUGGGCCUACGCGCUAGCGCAACCGUCAGCGCUCUUUUCACGGUCAUGGCGUUCGCAUCACCAUUGUUUGGCGGCGCACUCGCCGACGUGAGGUGGGGCAAGUUUAGGACUAUCGCUGUGGGCACCGCUGUGUCAGGCGCCGCGCAUGUGCUGUGCAUAUGGGCGGCUGUUCCCUCCGUCCUGUCGUCGGGAACAGCCUUCCCUCCAUUCAUCGUCUCCGUCAUCCUGCUCGGAGGGGCGACGGGACUGAUCAAGGCGAACAUCGCGCCGCUCAUGGGACAGCAGUACGUCCACGAGGACUACGUCGCUACCGUGGACGGCGAGCGCGUCAUUGUCGAAAGGGAAGCGACCGUUCAGAAGAUCAUGGCAGCAUACUACCUCUCCAUCAAUGUUGGCGCAUUCCUGGCCGUUGGUUCAACCUUCGCCGAGAAGUACGUCGGGUUCUGGCUGGCUUACCUCAUCCCGGGCGUGAUCUUCUUCCUCAUGCCGCCACUCCUCUAUUUUGUGUACCCUUACCUCGCACCGGAACCUGCACCGUCACCCGCCGCGCUGCUAGACGCGUAUGACAUACUUCGGCGCGCCGUCAAAGGCGAGCAGAGCGGCGCGGAGGAGUAUGAGCUUGCGAGUGAAGACGAGGAGAAUGGACACACAGUCGAGCCUAAGGGAGGGGAUGUGAAGCAGGCGCUACUCGCGUGCAAGCUAUUUCUCUUCUUCGCGAUAUACAACAUUGCAGACGGAGGAUUGAACACGAUUAUGACGAGCUUGGCGGGCUCGAUGACCACGAAUGGCGUGCCGAACGACUUUCUUGAGAAGGCCAACCCGAUCGCGAUCGUGCUAGCCAUCCCACUGCUCAAUAAGCUAGUAUAUCCUUUUCUCGACGGGCGCAACAUCCCCCAUGGACCAGUGCGUCGCAUUGUCGCUGGUUUCAUCCUCGCCGCGGCGGGGAUGGUGUGGUGUGCACUUCUUCAAUAUGCGGUUUACUUGACAUCUCCAUGCGGAUACAGCGCCACAACGUGUGAGGAUGGAGUCUCACCAUUAAGCGCAUGGCUACUCCUCCCCACACCACUGCUGACGGGCGCGAGCGAGGCGUUGGCCUGCGUGUCAGCCCUCGAACUGGCAUUCACCAUGUCACCCCCCGGUCUCCGCUCAAUCGUGACGUCCCUAUUCCUCUUCACGCAAGCCAUCUCGGCAAUCCUCAUUCUGGCAUUCCUUCCACUUAUGCACGACCCGCUGCUCGUUUGGCCAUUCUUGCUCGCGGCCUUGUUGACGCUCCUCGCGGCCGCUGGCGUAUGGCACAUGUUCAAACUGCUGGACAACGAGCGCCCGUGACGUUAUAUGUUGUACUUAACCUCACUGUAUCAAUGCACUCCUCGCUCUCCCACGAGCUGGGGAUCGU
Cutaneotrichosporon oleaginosum is the source of this 1782-nucleotide messenger RNA. RefSeq lists its product as uncharacterized. The record is from RefSeq and is a predicted model, not a curated record. Gene Ontology annotation, molecular function: transmembrane transporter activity. Gene Ontology annotation, cellular component: membrane. Gene Ontology annotation, biological process: transmembrane transport. NCBI's taxonomy places the organism in Eukaryota, Fungi, Basidiomycota, Tremellomycetes, Trichosporonales, Trichosporonaceae.